This is a messenger RNA of Durio zibethinus, 2093 nucleotides long. RefSeq names its product zinc finger CCCH domain-containing protein 6-like. Gene Ontology annotation, molecular function: metal ion binding. NCBI's taxonomy places the organism in Eukaryota, Viridiplantae, Streptophyta, Magnoliopsida, Malvales, Malvaceae. The record is from RefSeq and is a predicted model, not a curated record.
CCCUAAAAUUUUCGCAUUGUCGCGUCUCAACUUUCGAAUCUCAGAAACGUGAAAAAAAAAUCAUCUAGCAAAAAAUUACUACAUUUUAGGGUUUUCAAUAACCGAUAUUGGAUCUUCGAAUCUCUCAGUUUUCGAUUAGGGUUUCAUAAUUGUUAAUCGGAUUAAGUUCUUAAUCUGAUUAAAUCUUUGUAAAAGAAUCGACAUUGAUUUGAGAUUUUUAUAAAAAUAUGAAGCGAUCGAGGAAAUCGAACAGGGUUUCUUGGGCUCCAGGUGUUAAUCUUUGUCAGGUGAAGUUGUUUCUGAGAGAGGAUUGCCCUUCAAAAGUUGGUGGUGAACAUCAAGAUUCUCUUCAAGCAAAAACAUCAUGGGCAUUGCAUCCCAGUGGCAUGUGUGCCAAUGACCCUCCCCCUGGGUUUGAAGGUCAUUAUGCAGGUGGAUUGAAGUAUGAUCUAGCUAAGAUGCCUAGGAUCAAAUGGACAUGCCCUCCAAAAUUUGUCUUGAAUUUUAACUGGCACGUUGCUGCUGGUGAAGAGAGCAAGGAGGUAGUGGCUCAAAAACUGCGGGAAAUGAGAGUGCACGAAGCAGUUUAUCCUUGCCUUUCUGUUAUUCCUCCUAGUCCCUCCAUUUCCGUGGGUGUAGAACUUGAUUGUUAUGAUCAUAGCCAAAUUCCUCCUAUUCCUCUAACUCCAAUUGAAGAUGAGGAGGGUGCGGUGAUAUUAUCAGAUCUUGCUGCUCAAGCAAAAACUCCCUCUAACUCCAAGACACCAGUAUUGCUGAUGCCCCCGGGUCUGUCAAAACCUGGAACUCAGCAUAUGCAACAUUGCCCUAGUUCUGCUGCUGCAGCAACUGCAAGCUCUGAUGCAAUUGUAGCUGUUUCAGCGGCCUUAACUGCAAUUAUGAAAAGCAAAGAGCAGGGAAGUUUGAUCGACACUGGUUUGCUUGUUAAAAUCCUUAGUGAUCCAAAGAUGGUUGAUGAACUAAUUAAUAACCAUGGAUAUCUGAGUGCUGCUGCCAAUGGCAAUGUGGUAAGUGCACCUGUACGUACUUCAGAGCCAGAAACAGGAAUAACUUCUUCGCCCUGCCCAAAACCUGCUUCAAUUUCAUCACCAAUGCCAGCUGACAGAAACUCAAACCAUUUACCGAAAGAGUUCCAACCUACAAUAAGUAUUCCAGCUUCUAGGGCAGACAUCAUUUCCGUUUCUAUGCCUACGAGAGUAGAGUCGUCAGUUCCCGUAUCUGGUAGGGAGAUAAAUAUGAUUUCAGGACAUAAGGCAACAAAUGGUAAUAUUUACUCCACUUUGAACCAGGUACAAUCUGCUCUUAGUGUGAUGCCUGUUCAGCCUAACUCUGUUCAGAAAGUGCAGCCAGCUAUUGGUUCAACACGCAUGCGACUAAAUGCCGGUCCAGCUGUUGCUGCAAUGAAAGCAAACCCUGUGAAAGAUGCUAACUAUAUUAAGAACCUGAUUAGGGAACAUGGAAUAGAAAAGCAAGAGGCUAAAGGGCAUAAUAUCUCACAAACUGGAAGUCGUUUUAAUCACAUUCAAAACCUGAAACUGGCACAGAACUUAAAACCUAUGGCAUUGAAAACCAAGUUUAGAAAACCUUGCAUCUACUUUAACAGUUCAAAGGGUUGCCGUCAGGGGUCGAAUUGCCCUUACCUGCAUGAGAAAUCAUUUCAGUGCCAAACUGACAGAAUGUUGGAAGCUCCGAGCGCUAAGAGAAUGAAAAUAGGUUGGGAAGUUACAGGAAGGAUAUAGGUAAAAGUAGAUGGUUUUAUUUCAGUGGAGGGUUUUUUUUUUUGGUCAGUGUAAAUACACUCCUUUUCGUUUCAAGUUCUGUAUAGAGUUUUUCCUCGAGAGUAGUUACAUUCUCUUUGGUUGGACACUGAAGAGAGUUUGAGCAAGUUUGGGGGUCAAACAAUAGUUGAUUGUUUGGAAGUUGUCCAAAGAACUAAUAGCAAAUUUUCGGUUGCAAAGAAAUGGAAUGAAAUUUUAAAUACAAAAACUGCAUUCAAAACUUCUGUUAAUUGUUAGGAACAAAAACAGAGAGUCACUUCCAAGUUUUUACUAGCAUUUUCCUCUUGGGAAAUUUUU